AAUUGAUUCUUUUCGACCAGAUAUCAAAUCUAAUAGUUUUCAACGACCAAGAUCAGAAAUGAAUAUAGCAAGUGGUAUUCCUAAGUUUUUUCCACUGGCAAUGAUACAACAAGAGGGUAAUCCAUAUGUUCGAGAUGAUACUAUGUUUAUUAAAAUCAUGGUUGGCUUUGGUGAUAUGCCAAAAACAUUAUUAUCACAUGCAUUAAGUCUUAAUCCUGGACUACCAAUGCAUAUUCAACAAAAUAAGAUUAAAGACGAACAUAAGAAGCGGCUUUUGAACAAACGAAAGGCGUCUGAAGCUUGGAAUCGUGUGCUAUGUAUACAGAAAGAAAAACAUUUUAAAGCCACUUAA
Adineta steineri is the source of this 352-nucleotide messenger RNA. The record is from the annotation of a GenBank genome assembly. Lineage: Eukaryota; Metazoa; Rotifera; Eurotatoria; Adinetida; Adinetidae.